UCCAUGAUAAUUCUUUCGAGAAAUAUAAUCCAACUUUUAAUGUUUUACGUGAUUUGAACCGUGAGAAGCAAUGCGUUUAGUUGAAUCUGCUGCAAAGGUCUAGAUUCGUCUCUCGCUUUGUUGAUGUGUCCGUGUAGUUGCUGGAUUUGGAUUACUUUGUAUUUCAGGAUAUAGCUAGAGUUGUUUUGGAAUUGGUAUUUUUCAGUGCAGUUGUGUUUUAGAGGACUUUCCUAAUAUAUUUUGAGGGGUAAUUGAUGCAUCAUUACCAUAGGGGAGGAGUUAUGGUUGACCUAUACUUUUUGUUUUAGUUUCCGAUUGGAAACUAACACGAUCGAGAUUGUGAUUUUGAUUAUCUGAUUGGUGGUUUGGUAUGAUUUUGGAGUUCCAUUAUCCUAAGGACGUUAGGUUGAGUUCUAACCAAUGCUAGUUGAAAUUGUUUGAAUUUUGUGUGAUAUUUGUGGGUGAUGAAAUCGGAUGACAGCUUAUAAUUUUCAUAGCUCUUGGAGGUUGAGGUUGAAGGAAAUAGCUAGCACAUUGUCGAGAUCACCAUUCAACUGGUUACUCUUGUUUCUUGUCAGUGUCUUGGUGGUAAUAGCAUUGCUAGGAUCAUCCUCAAGUACCUUUAAUUCAGUCACUUCCUCUGUGAAGAAUGAUAUAUACACGAAUUACAGAAAGCUAAAGGAGCAAGCAAGAAGCGAUUAUUUAGAGCUAAAAAGCCUUGCUGUGGGAGAAAAUCAGAUAAAGGAUGUUGGUGUUUGUGGUAAGGAAAGAGAAAAUUAUGUGCCUUGCUACAAUGUGUCUGCAAAUAUUCUAGCUGGGCUUAAAGAUGGCGAGGAGUUAGAUCGGCAUUGUGAGUUAUCACAAGAACGUCAAUAUUGUCUGAUUCGUCCACCUAAGGACUAUAAGAUCCCUUUGUCUUGGCCAGCAGGAAGGGAUGUUAUAUGGAGUGGAAAUGUGAAGCUUACCAAAGAUCAGUUCCUUUCUUCUGGAAGCAUUAUGAAAAGGCUAAUGUUACUAGAAGAAAAUCAAAUUGCUUUCCAUUCACAAGAUGGGAUGAUGGUUGAUGAUGUCAAAGAUUACUCUCACCAAAUUGCAGAGAUGAUUGGGCUGGGAAGUGACACAGAAUUCCUUCAAGCUGGUGUGCGUACUGUACUAGAUAUUGGUUGUGGCUUUGGUAGCUUCAGUGCCCACCUACUCUCGCUGAACUUGAUGGCUCUUUGUGUAGCAGCUUAUGGGUCAUCUGGUAGCCAUGUUCAGGUAGCACUUGAGAGAGGCCUUCCUGCAGUCAUCGGAAACUUUAUUUCAAAACAGCUACCAUUUCCAUCAUUGUCCUAUGACAUGGUUCAUUGUGCUCAAUGUGGAGUUAUUUGGGACAGCAAAGAUGGACUGUUUCUUAUUGAAAUUGACCGUGUACUCAAGCCUGGAGGUUAUUUUGUUUUGACCUCAUCCACAACCCAGCAGCAGGGUAGUUCAACCGGUGCAAAGAAGGGAAUCAUGCCUACUCCUUUGGAAGAGUUCACUAAGAAUCUCUGUUGGUCUCUUUUGGAACAGCAAGACGAAACUUUCAUCUGGCAGAAAACGGUUGAUUCCCAGUGCUACACAUCUGGCAAGCAGGAUACUAUACCAAUUUGUAAAGGACAGGAUAUGCAACUGUACUACCAGCCACUUGCACAUUGUAUAUCUGGAACAGGCAGUGAUCGAUGGGUUCCAAUUCAUAGCAGAUCUGAUUCUAUGAACUCCACUGAGCUCAAAGUUCAUGGAGUUUAUCCUGACAAUUUCUUUGAGGAUUCAGAAUUCUGGAAAUCAGCUGUCCGAAACUAUUGGUCUUUGCUGUCACCCUUGAUUUUCUCUGACCAUCCAAAGAGGCCAGGUGAUGACGAUCCAUUGCCUCCGUAUAAUAUGGUGCGGAAUGUCUUGGACAUGAAUGCUCAUUAUGGGGGUUUAAAUGCCGCAUUGUUGGAGGCAGGAAAGUCAGUCUGGGUGAUGAAUGUUGUGCCUCUUGGGGUGCAUAAUACACUUCCUCUGAUACUUGAUCGAGGCUUUGCUGGCGUUUUGCAUAACUGGUGUGAACCCUUUCCUACAUAUCCACGAACAUACGAUUUGCUCCAUGGUAGUGGACUUCUUUCGCACCUUGAAUCACAAGGAUGCAGUAUAGUUGAAGUGCUUUUUGAGAUGGACCGCAUCUUACGGCCAGAGGGAUGGAUUAUUCUCUCUGAUAAAUUGGGCCCUAUAGAGAAAGUGCGGAUGGUAGCAACUCAAAUGCGCUGGGAAGCCAGAGUGGUUGACCUCCAGAAUGGAAGUGACCAACGGCUACUCGUAUGCCAAAAAUCAUUCGUGAGAAAGUGAUCAUCUUGUAGUGGAAUUCACAAUUCAAUGAUUAGCCACUCCUUGUCCCCAUGCCACAAGCUGCACGGCCACGUCUCAAUCUUGACAUCCUUUUAGAUGGAUAAUAUGGUGGCCUCAAAGGCGGAAUUAUAAUUUUUUGGAAUCUGUAGUUUGCUGGAAUAGAGACAGCAGAGAGAGAAGAAUUUCCCCUUGGAAAAGAUUCAUGUAGCAAUUCAUUCAGUACUAUUUUUCUUUCCUUUUUUCAGUUAAUUAACAUAUUUUUUUCAAUUUGUAACUCAAUAUUGUGUAGCGAAGAAUCACCUUCUGUCAAAGCAAGAGAUUUUUGUCACAAAAUUUCAGUGGACAUCUUCAUUGCCAUAUUUCUACGUCUUGAGGGAAGUGCUUGACAAUUCAGAAUCUCUUCAUCAUCUUUCACCAUUCACUAAAGUAAAAGUUCUUGGAUUGCCGUUAUGUAUAUUCUGCAGAUUAGGUUCCAAGUGCAACUACCA
Messenger RNA from Solanum lycopersicum (tomato), 2834 nucleotides. RefSeq names its product probable methyltransferase PMT5. NCBI's taxonomy places the organism in Eukaryota, Viridiplantae, Streptophyta, Magnoliopsida, Solanales, Solanaceae. Gene Ontology annotation, molecular function: methyltransferase activity. The record is from RefSeq and is a predicted model, not a curated record. Gene Ontology annotation, cellular component: cytoplasm.